AUGAAAGGGAGACUUUACAAAAGAUUAUCCUGUGACUUCGGAAAAAUUCUUGAAGAUGGUGACAGAUAUGAUGUCGUUAUUGAAGUUGGUGAAUUGCCCAUAAACCAAUCCUACAAUGUUCAUUCAAUCAUUUUGCGUCAUCGCUGCCCCUCUCUUUAUAAAGAAUUAAAUGAAAUUUCACUAGACACGAGUGAUGUUAAAACUAUUUAUAAGCCACAUAUCUCUACCAAGGCAUUUACUAUUAUUAUUAAGUAUAUAUAUUGUGGCAAGAGAGCAAUUAAAAACUUCCAUCACGAACAAGGUGGCCCAGCAUUCGGUUCACUUGAUUUUCAACUGGAAGGAAACUUUAAAACAGGAAAAAGCGGCUAUUGUUUAAGAUACGAUUAUGAAACCCCGAUUAGAAGCGAAAGAAGUUUCUCCGUAAAGGAUUAUGAAGUUUUUCAA
This is a messenger RNA of Acaulospora morrowiae, 444 nucleotides long. NCBI's taxonomy places the organism in Eukaryota, Fungi, Glomeromycota, Glomeromycetes, Diversisporales, Acaulosporaceae. The record is from the annotation of a GenBank genome assembly.